AUGGCUUCCGUAGAGUUGAACUGCAGCUUCCCGCCGAGCGAGCUGGCGUGGGACGCGCCCUACAACCUGACGGCGGAGGUGGAGGCGAGCCUCAUGAACUGCUCGUUCCACGAGCGCCUGGGCGGCAUCACGUGCUCGGAGGCGGACGCGCUGUGCCGCUGCGCCAGGGACCUGUACCUGUUGUACUGCUUCCAGGCGCCCGAGUACUACUCGCUGCUGUACCGCGUGGUGGGCACGCUGUUCCAAGGCGUGAUCCUGGUGAUCGGCGUGGUGGGCAACGCCAUGGUGGUGGUGGUGGUGGCCCGCAACCGCAACAUGGCCACGCCCACCAACUGCUACCUGGUGAGCCUGGCCGUGGCCGACUGCGCCGUGCUGGUGGCCGCCGUGCCGCAGGAGAUCGUCAGCUACUUCCUGAUCGGCAACCACUGGAUCUGGGGGCGCGGCGGCUGCGCCAUCCUCGUCUUCCUGCAGAACCUGGGCAUUAACGCCAGCUCGCUCAGCCUGACGGCGUUCACGGUGGAGCGCUAUAUCGCCAUCUGCCACCCGAUGAAGGCGCAGACGGUGUGCACGGUGGAGCGCGCCAAGAAGAUCACGCUGCUCGUGUGGCUGUUCGCCGUGUGCUACUGCACGCCCUGGCUCUUCCUGACGCAGGUGGUGCCCCUCCGCUAUGCCGUCGACUACCCGACGCAGGAGUGCACCUUCAAGCUGUCGCGCGACCAGUACCUCUACUACUACUUCACGGACAUCGUGGUGUUCUACGUGGUGCCGCUGCUGCUCUCCUGCGUCCUCUACUCGCUCAUCGCCCGCAUUCUGAUCGCGUCGCAGCUACCCAAGGGCCCCUCCGGCGACCGCCAUAUACAUCAAACACACAUACAACCCCCCUCCCCCCUUCCCCCCCAGGUGGUGAAGAUGCUGGUCGUGGUGGUGGCCAUCUUCGCGACCCUGUGGCUGCCGUACCGCACGCUGCUGGUCUAUAACUCGCUCCUCGCCAUGUUCGGGCAGCAGCCGUUUAAGGACCUGUGGUAUCUGCUCUUCGCCAAGACUUGCAUCUUCAUCAACAGCGCCAUCAACCCGAUCCUGUACAACGCUCUUUCGGUCAAGUUUCGUCGUUCGUUCAAGAAGAUGCUUUCGUGCGGUGAGUAA
This is a messenger RNA of Penaeus indicus, 1143 nucleotides long. Its product is annotated as thyrotropin-releasing hormone receptor-like. Bases 1 to 1143 code for a protein of 380 amino acids. The record is from RefSeq and is a predicted model, not a curated record. Gene Ontology annotation, cellular component: membrane. Lineage: Eukaryota; Metazoa; Arthropoda; Malacostraca; Decapoda; Penaeidae. Gene Ontology annotation, biological process: G protein-coupled receptor signaling pathway. The transcript is spliced from 3 exons. Gene Ontology annotation, molecular function: thyrotropin-releasing hormone receptor activity.